AUGUCCCAAUCCCCUCCGCCGCCUCCAGCAUGGAGCAUUAGCAGCAUGGCCAACAACGCAAUUCAGUUUCUUCGUUUGCCCGUACUGGCCUCUUCCGGUCUGGCUGUGGUCGCAAGUGGAGUCCUUUAUUUUAAGCAAAAUGAAGUGGUCUACCCCCGCAAUAUCCCAGUCGAUGCGCGAAUCAAUGUGCCGAGUCCCCGUCAAUUCGGUAUCACCGAUUUUGAAGAACUUCAAAUCCCAACACCCGAUGGAGAAUCCCUUCAUGCCUUAUUUCUGCGGGGGCCCAAGACUCGUUCUAAGCGCAAUCUUACAGUGAUGAUGUUCCAUGGGAAUGCUGGUAAUAUUGGUCAUCGCGUCCCCAUCGGCAAAGCGAUCCAAGAUACGCUAGGCUGCAAUAUCUUUAUGCUCGAAUACCGGGGAUAUGGAAAGUCCACUGGCACACCAGAUGAAGUGGGCCUGAAGAUUGAUGCCCAGACUGGCUUGGACUACUUGCGACAGCGCCCAGAAACGAGAGAUACACAGCUAGUCAUCUAUGGACAGAGCUUGGGUGGCUCCGUUGCGAUCAACCUGGUUGCAACCAACCAAGAACAGGGUGACAUUGCAGGAUUGAUCUUGGAGAACACUUUCACUAGUAUUCGAAAGUUGAUCCCAUCUAUCAUGCCCCCAGCGCGGUACCUAGCUCGCUUCUGCCAUCAGACUUGGCAAAGCGAGGACUGGCUGCCUAAAAUCACCAAUAUUCCUAUUUUGUUUUUGAGUGGACUUAAAGAUGAAAUUGUGCCGCCUUCUCAUAUGACUGCAUUAUUCGCACUCUGCCAGUCAGAGACCAAAAUCUGGCGUACUUUGCCGAACGGAGCCCACAAUGACUCUGUGGCCGAGCCGGGUUACUUUGACCACAUCCAUUCCUUUGUUACUGAGGAAGUGAUGGAUAAAUAA
Penicillium longicatenatum is the source of this 933-nucleotide messenger RNA. Its product is annotated as alpha/beta hydrolase. The transcript has 4 exons. Gene Ontology annotation, cellular component: membrane. NCBI's taxonomy places the organism in Eukaryota, Fungi, Ascomycota, Eurotiomycetes, Eurotiales, Aspergillaceae. The record is from RefSeq and is a predicted model, not a curated record. The coding region runs from base 1 to 933 and encodes 310 amino acids. Gene Ontology annotation, molecular function: palmitoyl-(protein) hydrolase activity.